This is a messenger RNA of Rotaria sordida, 1023 nucleotides long. Lineage: Eukaryota; Metazoa; Rotifera; Eurotatoria; Philodinida; Philodinidae. The record is from the annotation of a GenBank genome assembly.
AUGUCAUUUAGUUGGUCAGCAUCAUCAAGUCCAUCAUUUGUUGGUAUUAAACCAACAACUACAAAUAGUUUUGCUGAUGCACUUAAACGACUCGCUGAACAUGUAGAAGAAAAAAAUAAAAAUAUAGAUUCAAAUAAUAUUGGAAAUUCUAAUCUUGUUCAAUCAUCAAUAGACUUUCCAAAUCGAAUGAUUCCAUAUCAUGUAAAUAAUUCAAUAUUACCUGACCAAACAUUACGACUAUAUACACAAUAUAUGCAUGAAGCUGAAAGAAGAGAAGAUAUGCGACGACGUUAUCUACGAGUCUAUGGUGGAUCAAAUGGUCCUAACAUAAAUUUACCUAUAUUAAACAGGCGUCUUGAUAUUACUGAUCCUUAUCGAUUUAUGGUACCCCAUUUAUCUAGUCUCCUCCAUCCACCUACAUAUUUACAAUUACCUACACAACAAACGAGACUAACACAACCAGCUCCAUUUUUGUUGCCAAAUAUCAAAACAACUGAUACAACAAUACGCAUACCAAUACAAGAAAAUACUGAUAAAAAAUCAUCUGAGCAAUCAUCACAUCUUUCUAAACCAAAAUUAAAACUAUUCCGUCCUUAUGAUCUUGAUAGUCGAAAUUCAAAUUCUAAUCAAACAUCACCAUCUUCACCAACUGUAACUAAAAAAUCAACUCCAUCACCAUCGACUUGUGUUAAUAGCAAUUCAACAAUUUCUGAUGAAUCACAAACAGUAACAUCGUUUGGUAAAGAAAAACAAUUAUUUAAUACAUUAGGUCUCGUUCAACAGUCUACUGAUAUACUAACAGAAAAAUCAUCGUUCAUUCAAACAUCACCAUCAGAAAGUUCAACAGCAAUUGAAACGAUUUUUACACAACAAGAUAAUCAUCUCGAUAAUAGUCUUUCCAAUACAAAAGAUUCUUCAUUAUCGGCUACAUUUAAACGUAAAUCAGCUUUUUCAUCAAAUACACAAAAUUCAUCAAAUCGAAAACAAUUGAAAAUCGAUAAAAUACACAACAAUGUGGAAUAA